Scomber scombrus (Atlantic mackerel) is the source of this 1662-nucleotide messenger RNA. RefSeq names its product pre-mRNA splicing tri-snRNP complex factor PRPF4 (gene prpf4). Gene Ontology annotation, biological process: mRNA splicing, via spliceosome. The record is from RefSeq and is a predicted model, not a curated record. Gene Ontology annotation, molecular function: protein binding; U4 snRNA binding; U6 snRNA binding. The transcript has 15 exons. Gene Ontology annotation, cellular component: U4/U6 x U5 tri-snRNP complex. Bases 68 to 1597 code for a protein of 509 amino acids. NCBI's taxonomy places the organism in Eukaryota, Metazoa, Chordata, Actinopteri, Scombriformes, Scombridae.
GCAGACGGUCCUGAGGACGCAGUAGCUUCGUUCGCGCGCGGUGAAAGAAGAAGCUGACCUCCCCAACAUGUCUGACGAGGAAGAGAUGGCGGCUCCGGCGGCGAAGACUCGUCGUGUUUACUACGGCAGCCUGGAGGAGAAGGAGCGGGAACGCCUCAACGCUACCAAGGCAACCACGGCAGGAAAUGAUGCGGUGAAGGCCGGCAUCGAGGCGGGAAACAUCAACAUCUCCUCAGGUGAGACCCUGGAGAUGGAGGAGCGUGUGAGCGAGCGGCAGCAGGACGCACUCGCUGAGUUCGAGCGGCGGCGGCGAGCGCGGCAGAUCACCGUCUCCACGGACGACGCUGAGGUGAAGGCCGGCCUCCGAGCGCUCGGAGAGCCAAUCACGUUGUUCGGGGAGGGGCCAGCUGACCGCCGGGAGAGACUGCGCAUCGUGCUCUCUGUAGUCGGUCCAGACGCUCUGAAGAAGUCCAGGAAAGAAGAAGAGAAAGCCAAGAGGUCCCAGGAGGAGUGUCAGCAGACGUGGUACCACGAAGGCUCCGCCUCCCUGAAAGAUGCUCGGCUCUGGUUGGCCAAAUACUCUCUGCCCAGGGCGAUGAGGCGUCUGGAGGCUGCACGCGCUCAGAAGGACGUUACCGAGGCAACGAGGACGAUCCGCCAACAGGAAGUGCACAAGAGCCUCAGAAAUCUGAAUAACUUCUGCAGUCAGAUUGGAGACGAUCGACCAAUCAGCUUCUGCCACUUCAGCCCCGACUCUAAGAUGCUCGUCACGGCUUCCUGGAGCGGUUUGUGUAAGCUGUGGUCCGUCCCCGACUGCAACCUGAUUCGUUCCCUGAGAGGACACAACACCAACGUGGGCGCCGUCGUCUUCCGUCCUCAGGCAGGAGUCUCUCUCGACCAAUCAGACGUCAACCUGGCCUCGUGUGCCGCAGACGGGUCCGUGAAGCUGUGGACACUGGACAGCGAUGAGCCGGUGGCAGACAUCGAGGGUCACAGUGAGCGAGUGUCUCGAGUAUCGUGGCAUCCGUCUGGAAGAUUCCUGGGAACCACAUGUUAUGAUAAUUCGUGGCGUUUGUGGGAUCUGGAGGUUCAGGAGGAGAUUCUUCAUCAGGAAGGUCACAGUAAAGGAGUUCAUGAUCUGGACUUCCAUCCAGACGGGUCCAUGGCUGCUACCGGAGGGCUGGAUGCGUUUGGGCGAGUCUGGGACCUUCGGACGGGACGCUGCGUCAUGUUUCUGGAAGGACACCUGAAGGAGAUCUACAGCCUUCACUUCUCUCCCAACGGGUAUCACCUGGCCACAGGAAGUGGAGACAACACGUGUAAGGUGUGGGAGCUGAGGAACAGGAAGUGUCUGUACACAGUCCCCGCCCACCAGAACCUGCUGUCAGCUGUCCGCUUCCAACCCACAGACGGGCACUUCCUGUUGACGGGAGCGUACGAUAACACAGCGAAAGUUUGGAGCCAUCCGGGCUGGACGCCGCUGAAAACGCUCGCUGGGCACGAGGGGAAGGUGAUGGGCGUCGACGUGUCACCUGACGGGAAACUGAUCGCUACGUGUUCAUACGACCGCACCUUCAAACUGUGGCUGUCAGAGUGACAUCACCGUGAUGUCACCGUGAUGUCACCUGCAGAUGUGUUUUUUAUUAAAUAAAAUUUGAUUUG